CUGGGGUUUUCACUGGGUAAGUCCAAUCCCAACAGCACGAUAAGUCCUGAUAAGUUUAGCGGCUAUCGAUUGCAACCGUUAUAAAAGCCUUCGGCCGGACCAGUGACCAGCUCUGUAGUUGCUGUUUUACUGUAGCGAAAAUGAAAUUGGCUGUUGCUCUGCUGUGCCUGGUGGCGGUGGCCGCUGCUGCCCCUCGUUCCCUCCAAGCGAAGUAUGGCUUCCCGAGUGGACGCGUCGUCGGUGGUAUCGACGCUCUGCCGGGUGAGUUCCCGUCCAUCGUGUCGAUCCAGCGCGUGAUCCUCGUCGUCUCGACGCACAUCUGCGGUGGUAGCAUCCUGAGCAACUUCUGGGUCCUGACCGCUGCCCACUGCAUCACGGAGAACCCGGCCACUGCCAACUUUGCGAUCUGGGCCGGUACGCACAAUACCGCUAUCACCGAGGACACCCGCCAGGUGAUCAGCGUCGCGAGCAGCACGGUCCAUCCGGACUACCAGGGUGGUGUGAACCCGACCGAUAUCGCGGUGAUGCGGCUGUCCGCACCGCUUACCUUCACCCCGCGUAUCCAGCCGGUGGUCCUGCCGGCUCCGGGCAGCACCCCGUCCGGUCCGGCGACUCUUGCCGGCUGGGGAUCGACCGGUGGCACCCUGCCGACCCUGCCCAACAUCCUGCAGAAGGUGACCAAACCGAUCAUUCCGUUCGAGGAGUGCCGAUCGGCGGCUGGCGUCGAUGCCCCGCUCGGACCGACCAACGUCUGUACCGGCCCGCUGACUGGCGGAGUGUCCGCCUGCUCCGGUGACUCCGGCGGCCCGCUCUACACGGUGCAGAACGGCCAGCAGGUGCAGGUCGGUAUCGUGUCGUGGGGCUGGAUUCCAUGCGGCACGAUCGGUUUCCCGUCCGUCUACGUCGGUGUGUCGCACUACAUCGACUGGAUCCAGAACAACACGAACUAGAACGGAGCAAUGCGCGUAGGAAUGAUAAUAAAUGGUACACGAAUGAAAAUCUAA
Molecule: messenger RNA, 1004 nt
Organism: Anopheles gambiae (African malaria mosquito)
Lineage: Eukaryota; Metazoa; Arthropoda; Insecta; Diptera; Culicidae
Product: trypsin-1
Exons: 2
Coding region: 141-950 (269 amino acids)
Biological process (GO): proteolysis
Molecular function (GO): serine-type endopeptidase activity
Source: RefSeq, a predicted model, not a curated record